This is a messenger RNA of Leptonychotes weddellii (Weddell seal), 1332 nucleotides long. NCBI's taxonomy places the organism in Eukaryota, Metazoa, Chordata, Mammalia, Carnivora, Phocidae. The record is from RefSeq and is a predicted model, not a curated record.
CCCUGUAAGAUUCUGAUGCCAUUCCUUAUCCCCCUCCAGGUCAUUGAGGCUGAGGACAUCCAUGCCAAGUGUGGCCUGGGCUACAACCACACCAGCCACUGCCUGCCUAGUGGGGAGGUGAUGAUCAGCACCCUGGGAGACCCCAAGGGCAACGGCAAAGGGGGUUUCGUGCUGCUGGAUGGAGAGACGUUCGAGGUGAAGGGGACGUGGGAACGGCCUGGGGGAGCCGCACCUAUGGGCUAUGACUUCUGGUACCAGCCUCGACACAAUGUCAUGAUCAGCACUGAAUGGGCGGCUCCUAAUGUCUUUGGAGAUGGCUUCAACCCUGCUCACGUGGAGGCGGGGCUAUAUGGAAGCCACAUACACGUGUGGGACUGGCAGCGCCACGAGAUGGUGCAGAGCCUGCCUCUGCAGGAUGGGCUCAUCCCCCUGGAGAUCCGCUUCCUGCACAACCCCGACGCAGCCCAGGGCUUCGUGGGCUGUGCCCUCAGCUCCACCAUCCAGCGCUUCUACAAGAAUCAGGGAGGUACAUGGUCAGUGGAGAAGGUGAUCCAGGUGCCCCCCAAGAAGGUGAAGGGCUGGCUGCUGCCUGAAAUGCCAAGCCUGAUCACGGACAUCCUGCUGUCUCUGGAUGACCGCUUCCUCUACUUCAGCAACUGGCUGCACGGGGACCUGCGGCAAUAUGACAUCUCUGACCCGCAAAGGCCCCGCCUCACGGGACAGCUCUUCCUUGGGGGCAGCAUUGUUAAGGGAGGGCCUGUGCAAGUGUUGGAGGACCAGGAGCUAAAAUCCCAGCCAGAGCCCCUGGUGGUCAAGGGGAAACGGGUACCUGGAGGCCCUCAGAUGAUCCAGCUUAGCCUAGAUGGGAAGCGUCUAUACGUCACCACGUCGCUGUACAGUGCCUGGGACAAGCAGUUUUACCCUGAUCUCAUCAGGGAAGGCUCCGUGAUGCUGCAGAUUGAUGUAGACACAAUAAAGGGAGGCCUGAAGUUGAACCCCAACUUCCUCGUGGACUUUGGGAAGGAGCCGCUAGGCCCAGCCCUGGCCCAUGAACUCCGCUACCCUGGGGGUGACUGCAGCUCUGACAUUUGGCUCUGAAGUCCACCCCUGGUAGCCAGUCCACAUCUGAGCCCUCACGCAGAGACCUGGCUUCGCUCUGCUCCCUCUCGGCCCCCAACCCUUGGCAGAUUGUCCCACCAAAGCCAACCUGAGGCUGUUGGAAUAUAUUGAGUAGUGUCUUCAUUUACAGAUCACUGUUGCAUGUUGCUCACUGGCUGUUUUUACAUGAGCUCUUGGAAAUUACUUUAUCAAGAAAUAAACUGGUGAACCUAU